ACUCCUCUCACUGCACUUCGACCGUCGCUGUUCAGAUGUCCACUCUGAAAGAACACAUUUGAGUUGAAGAUCAUGACCGAGGAGGCUUUUGAUGUUGUGGUGGUCGGUUCAUGCAUGACCGACUUAGUGAGCCAGGUACCAAGGCUACCCAAAGCAGGGGAAACCAUUCAUGGUCACAAGUUCUUCAUUGGCUUUGGUGGGAAAGGGGCCAACCAGUGUGUUCAGGCUGCCAGACUGGGAGUCAAAACUGCUAUGAUCUGCAAGGUUGGUAAAGACUUCUUUGGAGAAAAUUAUAUCCAGAAUUUCAAGGACAAUGAUGUGUAUACAGACUUUGUCUGGCAGACUUCAGAUGCAGCCACAGGAGCUGCUUCAAUCACCGUCAACGACGCAGGUGAAAAUGCUAUUGUGAUUGUGGCUGGUGCUAACAUGCUGCUGGGCAGUGAAGAGCUACAACAAGCUCUUCCAGCCAUCAGAAAAGCAAAAGUGUUGGUGUGUCAGCUGGAGAUCAAUCCACAGAUUUCCCUCCAAGCUCUACAAAUGGCUCAUGACAACAAAGUGAAGACAAUAUUCAACCCUGCUCCUGCCAUUCCUGAUUUGGACUACAGUUUCUACGGAGUGUCUGAUGUGUUUUGCUGUAAUGAGUCUGAGGCUGAGUUACUCACUGGCUGUUCAGUAAAAAAUGUGGAGGAAGCACAUCGUGCUGCCCAGGAGCUGCUGAAACGAGGCUGUGGGGCGGUCAUCAUCACUUUAGGACCCCAAGGCUGUGUGGUGCUCAAGGCACAGGAGGAAACUUCAACACAUGUUCCAGCCUAUGCAGUCACAGCAGUGGACACUACAGGAGCUGGAGACAGUUUUAUCGGCGCGCUGGCCUUUUACAUGGCUAACCAUCCCAUGAUGCCUCUGGAGGAGAUGGCACAAAGAGCCAAUCAAGUAGCGGGACUGAGCGUGCACGUUGUCGGCACACAGACAUCAUUCCCAUUUAAACAGGACCUACCUGCCAAACUGUUCUGUAAUUAAUUGCACAAAUCCGUGUUAAUGGACCAAGUCUGGACUGACCUGAACGGACUUAAAACUCAAGAGCAAUAUGAGCAAAAUGGACAAUAAAACACUUCUUCACUUGUAAAGAAAGUAGUUGACAUAAUUUAUUGAAUUACC
This is a messenger RNA of Nematolebias whitei (Rio pearlfish), 1155 nucleotides long. RefSeq names its product ribokinase (gene rbks). Gene Ontology annotation, molecular function: ribokinase activity. Gene Ontology annotation, biological process: D-ribose metabolic process. The transcript has 9 exons. The record is from RefSeq and is a predicted model, not a curated record. The coding region runs from base 73 to 1017 and encodes 314 amino acids. NCBI's taxonomy places the organism in Eukaryota, Metazoa, Chordata, Actinopteri, Cyprinodontiformes, Rivulidae.